Diospyros lotus (date-plum) is the source of this 549-nucleotide messenger RNA. RefSeq lists its product as uncharacterized. Lineage: Eukaryota; Viridiplantae; Streptophyta; Magnoliopsida; Ericales; Ebenaceae. The record is from RefSeq and is a predicted model, not a curated record. The transcript is spliced from 6 exons. The coding region runs from base 1 to 549 and encodes 182 amino acids.
AUGAGUGGUUUUGGGUUGGAUCCUAACAUUGGACGUGUCACAGCCGAUGCAUUGGCUUGGGAGGAGUUUCUUAAGGGGAAACCAGAAUUUGAAAAGUGGAAGAACAAACAUUGUCCUCGGUAUGAUGAGUUGGAGGUUAUCUUUGGAAAUGAUGUUGCUACAGGAGAGCGCUCAACAGCUGGCAAUGACGAUAUCUCUCCUAUCCAUGUGGAUGAAAGUGUAAAUGAGAUUGAUAGUCAAAGUGAAGCUACAAAUUCAAGCAAAAAAAGUGAUUCCAAGCGUAGCGCCAAAGGAGGAACUAACAGAAGCCGACGUAAACGUACCCAACCUGAUGAGAGUGUAUUAUGUUUAUGGCUUGCUGGAAAUUUUAUUAUGUAUGGUUUUGCUGGAAUUAUAGGUGUAUUAGUACCUAGUGCAUUAUGUAUGGUCUUGCUGAAAUUACAGGUGUAUUAUGUUUAUGGGGGUUUUACAGGUGUAUACUUGACAGAUUUCUUAUUAAAUGUCGAGAAUUACAGCAAUGAUGGUCUUCUAUCCAUGUUGUUUGAUUGA